Messenger RNA from Sphenostylis stenocarpa, 1938 nucleotides. NCBI's taxonomy places the organism in Eukaryota, Viridiplantae, Streptophyta, Magnoliopsida, Fabales, Fabaceae. The record is from the annotation of a GenBank genome assembly.
AUGGUGGCCAAAAUCCGGCAAAGUUCUGCUAACUCUCCAAAUCCUAAAAAACCAGUGGUUGGAGAGAUUGACACCAGUCCACCUUUUCAAUCUGUUAAAGAUGCUGUUUCUCUAUUUGGUGAAGGUGCUUUAUCUGGUGAAAAACCUGCCAUUAAGAAGCCAAAACCUUAUUUUGCUCAGAGCGUUUGGGCAAAGGAGUCACAACUUCACCUAGCCCAAAAAGAGCUGAAAAAAAUAAAGGAACAACUAAAGAAUGCAGAAACUACCAAGGCUCAAGUUCUGGUGGAGCUUGAAAAGGCUAAAAGAGUGGUUGAGGAUCUCUCUCAAAAGCUUGAAGUUCUCAGUGAAUCCAGAGAAUUAGCAAUACAAACAACCGAUGUUUCAAAAAGUCGAGCAAAACAGCUUAAAGAACAAAAGUGUGGUGAUCCUGAUGGAACCAAUGGUACUUGGAAAGAAGAGUUAGAAACUGCCGUUAAAAGUUAUGCCUCUGUCAUUGCAGAACUUGAUGUUGCAAAGCAAGAACUGAGUAAAAUUCGGCAGGGGUAUGAUUUAUCAUUAGAAGCAAGAGCUUCUGCGUUCAAGCAAGCAGCAGAGGCUGAAGAUGCAAUGAAGGCGAACACCCGAAGAGCAUCUGAACUAUCUAAAGAAAUUUUGGCUGUACUGGAAUCAAUUGAUCAAACUAAUGCUGAAUCUGUCCAAGCACAGUUGCUACAAGAAGAGACAUUAAUCGAGCAAAAUGUUCUAAGACAAUCAUAUGAAGCCAUCCUUGAAGAAUCAAAAGGGAAUUUACUUGAUUUAAAGAAGGAUUUCAAUCCAGAGCUUACCAAAAAUCUAGAAGUGCAGCUGACUGAGACAAUGAAUGAAAUAGGUGUUCUGCAAGAACAAAUGGAAAAGACAAAGAAAUCAGACUUGAACUCUUUGAGAAGUGUCACUCUGGAUCUUGAUGAUGCUACGGAAUCACUGCAGAAAGUAGCAGGACAGGAAGACUCCCUUAGAGCCAUGAUGGAAGCUCUUAGGAUGGAGCUGGAGAAUGUAAAAAGAGAACACACUGCAUUGAGAGACAAAGAAUUCAAAACUGAAUCCGUGGUUGAGAAUCUGCGGGUUGAGCUCCAGAAAAGUGAGUCUGAACUUGAAGCCUACUUGGCAGAAGAAUCUAAAGCUAGAGGUGAAACAGAGGAAAUGAUAUUGACAUUGAACCGGUUGUUGACUGAAACUGAAAAAGCAAGGAGGGAAACAGAAGAUAUGAAGGAUGAGGCAGCAAAAUUGAAGAUGGGAGCUGUAGUCACUAAACUUGUGUUAGAAGAUGCCGAAAUAAAGCUUAAAGUAGCAUUGGAAGAAGCAGAAGCGGCAAAAGCAGCUGAGGCAAGUGCUCUGGAUCAGAUCAAGGUCUUAUCUGUGAGCAUGGGUGCUUCUCAUUCAUCAACUUCUGAAUCUGGUGCAAAAAUUGAAAUCUCAAGGGAGGAGUUUGAGUCCUUGGUUCAUAAGGUUGAGGAGUCUGAUAAACUAGCGGAUAUCAAAGUGGAUGCUGCCAAAGCGCAGGUUGAAGCUACAAAGACUAGUGAAAAUGAAGUUCUAAAAAGGUUAGAGGAAACUCAAAAGGAAAUUGAGGAUAUGAAGACUGAAACACAAGCAGUCUUGAAAAAGGCUGAGAUGGCUGAAGCAGCAAAGAGGGCAGUGGAGAAUGAGCUCAGAAAGUGGCGAGAAAGAGAGCAGAAGAAAGUAGCAGAAGCUGCAUCUAGAAUAUUGGCUGAAACACAGAUGAGACCAGAACUAUCUCCUCCGCACUACAGGAUUCAAAAGCAAAAUUCACUACCAAAGGUGGAGCUGAGGAAGUUAGAUAAAGGGAAGGUGUCAGUUUCAAAGAAAGUUCUUUUGCCUAACAUCAGUGGCAUCUUUCACAGGAAAAAGAACCAGGUUGAGGGAGGACCUUCAUCUUAG